AUGUCUCCAACUACCUCGAAAGCUUCCAGCGAGGAGAGACGGUCUCAGUCCUGGGCGAAUGAAAGCGAAAUUCAGAGAUCUCAAUCCCGGCGUUCACAACGAGAAGGAGCUGUGAAUACUCUUGACCACGUACGAAGUCAUGUUUCGCAUCAUGACAUGCCUGUGAAUGAUGACUUCCAGGAGGUCGAUGCGGAGCAAUAUCUACGUUUUUCACCAGCCCGCAAGGUCAUCAUUGUUGGUGUCCUAUCAUUCUGCUCUUUCCUGGCACCUAUCUCCUCUACCUCUAUAUUAGCUGGUAUACCUGAAGUGGCAAAGACCUAUAACACUACCGGAAGUGUGAUAAACGCGAGCAAUGCGCUAUAUAUGGCAUUCAUGGGUAUUGCGGCUCCCUUCUGGGGACCCUUUAGUCAGGUCUGGGGGCGACGUCCGGUCUUUCUCGUGAGCGCAUUCUUGUUCUUUGCGUUUAGCAUCGGGACUGCUCUGGCACCCAACCUCCCAGCAUAUUAUAUUUUCCGUGUCUUAACUGCAUUUCAAGGAACAUCUUUCUUGGUUGUUGGGAGCUCGGCGUUGGGUGAUGUAUACGAGCCCCGAGCACGGGCAACAGCGUUGGGAUGGUUUUUGUCAGGAACCCUAAUUGGGCCAGCCUUUGGGCCAUUCCUUGGCGGUGUGAUUGUCACCUUCCGCUCAUGGCGAGUGAUCUUCUGGCUCCAGGCAGCUCUUGGAGGCUGCGGCACGCUUCUCGUCUUCUUCUUUUUCCCUGAGACCUACCCGCAUCUGACCAAAGGCGACAUGGCCGACAAGACGACGUGGCAAAAAGCCAAAUACCUUUGGCACCGGAUCUCUCCCCUCCAAGUUGCUAUCAUGCUAUUUAAAUACCCCAACCUCUUCUGCACGGGUCUCGCUGCCGGUGCUCUCGUCUGGAACCAGUACUCUCUCCUAACUCCGAUUCGAUACGUACUCAACCCACGCUUCCACCUCACCAGCCCUAUCCAAACGGGCUUAUUCUACAUCGCGCCAGGCUGUGGGUAUCUUGUUGGCACACUCAUGGGUGGAAGGUGGGCAGACUAUACUGUGAAGAAAUGGAUCCGCAAACGCGGUGGUGUUCGAGUCCCUGAAGACAGACUGAAGUCUUGUCUGAUAUUUUUGGGUGGUGUCAUCCCCGGCUGUAUCUUGGUCUACGGCUGGACGGUCGAGAAGGCUGUUGGUGGAAUCCCAGUCCCCGUUCUUGCGAUGUUCUUCCAGGGAGUGGCGCAGCUGUUCUGCUUCCCUAGUCUCAACACCUACAGCCUGGAUGUUAUGCAGUCGAGUGGCCGGAGUGCCGAGGUCGUUGCCGGUAGCUAUCUGUUACGGUACGUAUUCGGUGCUCUAGGGUCGGGACUUGUUCUUCCGGCGGUAGAGAGUAUGGGAGUGGGGUGGUUUAGUACCAUCAGCGCCUUAUUUUUGGUUGCGUCUGGGGUCGGUGUAUGGCUUACGACUAUCUUCGGCGAUCAAUGGCGGGAUAAGGUCGAAAAGAAGGACCAGCGUAAGGCUGAGGAGAGCACCGAGGAGAUACAGCAGAAUACGACAAAGGCUGAGACUUGA
Penicillium samsonianum is the source of this 1581-nucleotide messenger RNA. Its product is annotated as putative MFS transporter. NCBI's taxonomy places the organism in Eukaryota, Fungi, Ascomycota, Eurotiomycetes, Eurotiales, Aspergillaceae. Gene Ontology annotation, molecular function: transmembrane transporter activity. Gene Ontology annotation, biological process: transmembrane transport. The record is from RefSeq and is a predicted model, not a curated record. The transcript is spliced from 3 exons. Bases 1 to 1581 code for a protein of 526 amino acids.